Musca vetustissima is the source of this 363-nucleotide messenger RNA. RefSeq names its product cuticle protein 38. The coding region runs from base 24 to 350 and encodes 108 amino acids. NCBI's taxonomy places the organism in Eukaryota, Metazoa, Arthropoda, Insecta, Diptera, Muscidae. The transcript has a single exon. The record is from RefSeq and is a predicted model, not a curated record.
AACUCUUCAAACCACCAAUCAAAAUGUUCAAAUUCUUCGCUAUUGUCUUGAUGGCCGUCUUCGCCUGUGCCGCUGCCAAGCCCGGCAUUGUUGCUCCUUUGGCCUAUAGCGCUCCCGUAGUAGCUGCUGCUCCCGUUGCUGCCAGUGCCGUUGUCUCUCAAGAAUUCCAUGGUAACUUCGCUGCCCCCUACGUGGCAUCACCCUAUGUUGCUGCUCCUUAUGCUGCUGCUCCUUACGUUGCUUCUCCAUACGUUGCUUCCCCCUAUGUUGCUGCUCCAUACACCACCUAUGCUGCUGCUGCUCCUUAUGUUGCUGCUCCCUACACCGCCCCUUUGUUGUUGAAGAAGUAAAUUGUUGACACUG